Messenger RNA from Macrosiphum euphorbiae (potato aphid), 435 nucleotides. The record is from the annotation of a GenBank genome assembly. NCBI's taxonomy places the organism in Eukaryota, Metazoa, Arthropoda, Insecta, Hemiptera, Aphididae.
AUGAACGACAAAAAUAAAACAGGCAACCCGCAUUUUACGAAAAUUUCAAAUAGAAAUAUCACAGACACUUACCCAAAAACACCUACUGAAAAACCCACUAUUAAACAAAUUCCCACCUAUACCAAAUCAAGCAGUUCAUGGGCAAAUCCAAGCUCGAAUAAGUUAAACUCAAAUGUCUCUGUAGAUAAGAUUGAUACAUUACCGCCUAUUCCACUCUAUACUUCUACCUCCGCCAACACCGCUGCUCACCAGAUUGCCGCCGCAGCUAAUCAACACGAUAACCUCUCCAUUUCUGAUAACCAAAACGUAAUUAUUUUCAACGACAACACUCAGGUAGGUGGUAUGGUUUCACAAAACCACCUACCAGUUUUGCUACGAUUACUGCAAACGAAAAAACUCCAUCUAUUGAACAAGCAAUUGUUUUCAACUCUAUAG